AUGAACCCCACUGAGCAAGCUUGGGAUUUGCACGGCAGCCAGGCGCGCCCAGUGCUGUUAUCAAAGCUGUCCAAGGUUUCAAUGAGGCCGUUGGCUUCAGAGAACGCGUUCAAGAAGCGUCUCACGGCGUAUCAUAGACUUACGGUUAACUCAAAUUCCAGAGACAUUAUGGGCGUCACUGUUGAAAGGAUAACACCAGGCGAUGGCCAGACCUUCCCCAAGACUGGUGAUACGGUCUACAUCCACUACGUAGGAACGCUAACUAACGGCAAGAAGUUCGAUUCGAGUAGAGAUCGGGGGUCGCCUUUCAAGACCUUGAUUGGUGUGGGGAAGGUCAUCAAGGGAUGGGAUGAAGGUGUACCACAGCUCUCAGUAGGCGAGAAGGCGAUCUUGACAUGCUCAGCUGACUACGCGUAUGGAUCUCGCGGAUUCCCCCCAGUGAUCCCACCAGAUUCAGUCCUGCAAUUCGAGGUCGAGUUGUUGAAGAUUGAACCAGCAUCACCAGCAUGA
Pleurotus ostreatus (oyster mushroom) is the source of this 510-nucleotide messenger RNA. Its product is annotated as FK506 binding protein proline rotamase rapamycin-binding protein. Lineage: Eukaryota; Fungi; Basidiomycota; Agaricomycetes; Agaricales; Pleurotaceae. The record is from RefSeq and is a predicted model, not a curated record. Gene Ontology annotation, molecular function: peptidyl-prolyl cis-trans isomerase activity. Bases 1 to 510 code for a protein of 169 amino acids. The transcript is spliced from 7 exons.